Molecule: messenger RNA, 586 nt
Organism: Paramecium primaurelia
Lineage: Eukaryota; Ciliophora; Oligohymenophorea; Peniculida; Parameciidae
Source: the annotation of a GenBank genome assembly
AUGAGUGAAUUGUACGAAAUGUGGUAAAAAAUGGUUUCCAAAAUUACUGAAGAGCGAUAACAAAAUUUUUCAAAACUUUUGAUAAAGAUAGAUAGUUAUUAAUAAAUGUAAUCAAAAAUACUUAAAAUGGAGUGAAUUAAAAAAUCAGCUUUCAAUAAACAGGCUGCACAAGGUUUAAGCUAUCGAUUUCUUUAUAGUCUUCUAUGAGAUCAUGAAAGAAUUAAGAGGAAAUAUAGAAAUGGAGUAAAAAUUAGAUAGUUCUUCUUCUGCUGGAAAAUACAUGCCAUUCAUUUUUAAAAAUUUAUUCUUUUAUCUAAAUUAUCUGGCAAGUUGAGAUGAAUCAAUAAAAGCCAUUGAGUUUUUUAACUAUCCAAAUAAUUUUAGGAUAUUUCAUAUCCUAAUCAGAUAAAUCAAGAAAUAUAUCGAAAUGAUCAAUUUAAAUUCAACCAUCAGUGUCUAAAAACGAAAUCAAUCAAAAUCUAAAGUUGAUAUUUUUCAUGAAGAAGUGGAGUAAAUGAGAAUCUAGGCUAAGAGAAAUGAACAACGAUUUAACUUAUAUAAAAACUCUUGUAAAUUGUUUAAUUGA